Messenger RNA from Mixia osmundae IAM 14324, 1071 nucleotides. RefSeq lists its product as uncharacterized. Gene Ontology annotation, biological process: mitochondrial respiratory chain complex IV assembly; protein insertion into mitochondrial inner membrane from matrix. Gene Ontology annotation, cellular component: mitochondrial inner membrane. Gene Ontology annotation, molecular function: membrane insertase activity. The record is from RefSeq and is a predicted model, not a curated record. NCBI's taxonomy places the organism in Eukaryota, Fungi, Basidiomycota, Mixiomycetes, Mixiales, Mixiaceae. The coding region runs from base 1 to 1071 and encodes 356 amino acids. The transcript is spliced from 2 exons.
AUGCUGAUCCAGCGAGCUUGCCGACCCCGCAUUGCUCCUCCAACAUGCGCACGACACUUCUCCACGACGGUCCAAGUACCGCAAACAAUCAUCGAUGCAGGCUGGCUCGAGCCCGUCACACGCUUAGCAAAUCAGUUUCUGCUCCUGCCUGAUGCCUUGCCCGCACACCCAAGCUAUGCUGCUCUCAUCAUCGCAGUCACGCUCGGCCUGCGAGCAUCCACCGGUCUGCCCAUGCUGUUCUGGCAAAGGAAAAGAAUCGCGAGGCUGACCGAGCACGUCGUACCUGCCAUGGAGCUUGCCAGACGAUAUGCCAUGACAGAUCUCGUGGCCGAAUGCAGGCGCAAAGGCUACAACCAUGCUCGAUAUACAGCCGUUGCUCAGUCCCACAUGCGCAAGAAGUUUCGCGAAUUGACCAAGAAGCACCAAUGUCGUCGUUGGCCGACAUUAUUGGGGCCCCUGGCUGUCAAUCUGCCAGUCUUGCUUGGCAACAGUGCUAUGUUGCGUCAAGCGUGUCUGAUAGCUCAUCCUCAUGGGCAGGAGAGUGCGACGAGCGGAAUGACAGAGCUACUGCCAAUAAUUACCGCAUCCUCAUCGCCAUCACCCCUGGCGACAGAGUCAUUUCUCUCGUGCCCUUCCCUCGUCGAAGUGGAUCCUACUAUGCUCCUGCCUCUCUGUGUCGGUCUGCUGUCACUCGCAAACGUUCAGUUCUCUGGCAUGAACAACCGCACCAUGAGAGCUAUGCAGAGGCUCGUCACCAGUAAGAGUGCGCCAAGUCCAACACCAGCACCAGCAACAGGCAGAUCGGCUUCAGCUCGGCGCUCACAGCAAUCAAACACCGCUCCCGAUGCGCGUAUAGCGAGAACAGAAGAGCUGCAAAUCGAGACGAGCAAGCGAGAGCGCCUGACCACGAAUAUCCUCAGUGUCGUCAGUCUGGCAGUCAUCUACAUUGCCGCGCAAGCCCCGGCAGCCAUCACACUCUGCUGGGCGACCUCUGCCCUGUUCGCGCUCGCCCAGAAUGUCUUCUUCGGUCUACGCGAUCGACGCAAGCUCCACGCGAAACUUUAUCAAUGA